AUGACAGAGGUGACAGGUGGUGAUGUCUAUGACCGUGUACCGAGUGCUCACAUGGAGGAACGUAACGUGUUGAGACAGAUGGAGAGAGAGAGGAGGAACCAGGAGGUGCAGCAGGAGGAGACGCGCUAUGACAGAAUCACUCCUCUAUUUAGUGAGCCAUAUAAGAUAAACAAGAGUGACGAGCUGUCCGCUCGCAUCCAGAGGAUGCUGGGUAAUUUUGAGGACGGAUGUGAUGUCGGACCCAGGGAACUUUGCUCCGUGUUUCCAUUCGGUCAUUCUGCACAGUUUUUCCGGGCGGACCGGUCUAAUUUCCGAAACUCAUCAGGACACGCGGAGGGGUCCACGCCUGUUUGUGAGACCUCACCCGCCUCUUUUGCUCCUUCACAGGGGUCUGUACCAAAGAAUGAGAGCUAUGAUUCGAACCAGUUACCGGCGCUGUCUCCACCCGCCGACCCGUUGUCCCCUCUGCAGUCCAGCGGCGUGGAUGAGCCGUCUCCUGAACUCCGUGAGGCGGAGCCAUCACAGAUGGAGGCUCCUCCGCCGGCCCAAGCGCUCCUGGUUAAUUUGCACUGUAAACCGGGCCUGGUGAACCAACAGAAGCCCACGGCGUACGUGAGGCCGAUGGAUGGUCAGGACCAGAUGACCACUGCCUCUCCAGAUUUUAAAGCUUCGCCAGACACUUAUGAGCACUUACCUGACCCGAAGAACAGCGGCGUCAGUCCAAACCAGUCUGUGAAGCAGCCGCCAGUGUCUGUUGAUAUUGCGUGUCAGGUGGACGACAUACUGAAGGAAAUGACAUCAUGGCCUGAGCUGUUGGCAAGCAUUUGUUCACCGAGUACAAGAGAGUCGCUCACGCUCCCCAUCCUAACUGAGGAGCCACAAGCAUUCCCCACUCCCAAAGUUCAUGAAUCAGACACAGUUGAACAGGAACACCAGGGUGAUUUCAGCAUCUCUAGUAGUUCUGACAGCAGUUCAUCAGACACAGACAAUGAGAUCGUCAGUCCAGAGAAGAAAGCAGCAGAUGUGAUGUUGCCACACACACAGGUCCAGAUAAAGAAAGACUGGCAGUUGAGAAGAUGGUUAUAUUCAAGGGAGAACCAACAGAAUCCUGAGGGCCCUUGUUUUGUCAUCAUGCCCAACUCGCAUGAUUCCAAUGGAAAGACUGAGGCUAAAGGUCAACUGGGUUGCUAUAGUAACCCAACCCACAAUGAUAUAGAGGCAGAUCACACACAGACUGUGAUGAGCACGCUUGCAGGUGAGAGUUUACAGGUGAAGAGCACAUGCCUCGAGAAUUCCCAACGCAGUAAAAGAGCGAAAGAAAGCAGAAAGAAAACGGAGAAAAGGAGAGUGAGAGUUGCAAGUAAAACACGAGAUCUGUCUAUCUGCGUCACCGAACACACAGAGACAAAAAUAACCUGUCGCUCCCUGCUGGUGAAGAUAGAGCUGAACCUGCUCUCCAGAAUCCCUCAAGAGCCCAAAACAGCCCAGUCCCUCUCUGGGGUCGCCAAGAGAGCCGGCCCUCGAAAACCCACUGGACACAAGAGACCUACAUGUGUGUUGGAGCUGAAGUCUGCAGGACGGUAUCUGCCCACGAGCCGGGUUGGAGACACCUGGUAUAGACCGUUUGUGUGUUUUCAGGCCGAGUUGGAUGGAGUGUCUCAAAGGAAAAAACUGAAAAUGGAAACACCGUAUUCUUCCUCUCAAAACAUCAUCAGCGGAUCAAAAGUCACUGGCAGGUGCAGGGCCAUGAAACAGAAACAGAUUCCUCCUGACAGACAGCAGCAGAAGACAGCAGCUCAUCUACAGAAAGCCUGCGAGGGCCACGAUGCACCUGCGCAGCUGACGUGUCCUUCCGCUUCCAAACCAAGAGUGCUGCUGCAGUUGGACCGCAGGCCACAUUCUGUCGAGGAUCAUAUGAGGGAAGCAAAAAAACUAAAGCACAAAGCAGACGCAACGCUGGAUAAGAUGUCCAAAGCCCUCAACUAUCUGGAAGCUGCUCUGUCGUUUGUGGAGAGUGGAGUUGCAAUGGAGGCAGACCCCCAAACGCCCAAAUCUGCAUAUACCAUGUUCUACGAGACCGUCGAGCUGAUCAGGUUCAUACUUAAACUAAAGAACUACACAGACCCUACAGCUGCUGCUCACGAGAGAGAUUUCUUAGUUCUGUGUUUGCGAUGCGAGUCUCUGCUACAGAUGGCCAUGUUCCGCUACAGACGAGAUUCAGCGCUCAAAUAUUCACGAACGCUCGCUGGGCAUUUUAAAGUGAGUCAAAACUCUCUUCAUUUCUUCUUUGAUGUCCACACACGUUCAUACGUUACCCUGCUUCUGAAUCAGUCUGCAUCUCCCGUGAGCUCCGGCGGUACCGUCGUCGUUCCUCAGGACGUCCAACAGGUGGCGGUGUCUUACUUGGAGAUUACGGCGCUGUUUCUGAACGCUCUGGAUGCGUGGGAUCAGGCGGAUGAAGUCGCUCUCAGAGGAAGCGGUUUACUGCGAGAGCUGGAUUGUGCUGUUGGUCCUCUGAGUCUUGCGUCUUCUGCGAGCUCAUUGGUUCAGUACGCACGACACGGCCUCCACUGGAUCAGACUCGAACCCUGAACUUCUGAUGACGCCACCCUGCAUUGAGCAGCGCAUGCACUUGCAUUAUUUAUAGACAGAUGAAUUGAUGAUAGAGUCUCGUCUCAUGAGUUCUUGUGAUAGUUGAGUAGUACGUACCGACGGGUCUCCGUGUUUCUCAUACUGAACGUCUUUAUUUAAUUUUGUUUGCAGUGGUCACGUGUUGAGAGGACGGACAGACACGCUGAGGGUUUGGCCAGGUGCCUUUAUUUUGUGUUUAGCUGAACAUCUUAAGUGAGUUGUAAAGGUCAUGGGACUUUAACCGCUUUAGUGAACUAGUUAUGAUGCUGCCGUUGAGUCUAGUCGACCUUUUAGAACUGAGUCCUGAUAUCUAAACUAGGUUCCUGUUCAAGCAGUCAGUCAUUUAUCGCCAUAGCUUAUUUAAGAGCAUUUAAAUCAUAAGGAGAAGAGUAGAUGUUUGUGUAACUGUCUUUCUGUAAGUGCUCAUCUCAAGUGCAGACUUGACUUCCCACAGGUGUGUCACUUAAGAUAGCGACUUCUCAUUGGUUAAAUCAGUAUUCCUGUCCAGUCUGUUCUUCUUUUAACCUCAACUCCAGAUGCGGGUUAAGAGGAUUUCCUGCAAGUCUCGGUUGAAAUAAUGAACUUUUGGAAACGUGUGAAAUAUAAACAUGAAAUUAAUUUUUCUUGCAGAAAAUAGUUUUUGUAAAACCACACCAAACUCCUGUCUGAAAGUCUAAAAUGAAAGCAUAUUCUGCAAUUUUUUUGGGGAGGGCAAUAUCUUUUUAUUUUUCAUUCAUGUACGAUGUGUAGAAGAAUGUGUGGGAAUUUUUUGUGUUGUGGGU
Paramisgurnus dabryanus is the source of this 3413-nucleotide messenger RNA. Lineage: Eukaryota; Metazoa; Chordata; Actinopteri; Cypriniformes; Cobitidae. The record is from RefSeq and is a predicted model, not a curated record.